Messenger RNA from Clunio marinus, 1009 nucleotides. NCBI's taxonomy places the organism in Eukaryota, Metazoa, Arthropoda, Insecta, Diptera, Chironomidae. The record is from the annotation of a GenBank genome assembly.
AGAAACAAGAGAGUAGGGAACGGGAAAUAAAAAAUAAGUGUUUGAUUCUAAAGCUUGCAAAGUAAAAAUAAAAAUACUAAAACCAAUAAAAAAACCACCGAUAAAAUGACAAUUAUAAAAUCGUGCUGUUUCUGGAAAUCUUUAAGAAAAGGAAGUUUUGCAAGUGCUUUUUAUACAUUUAUAUAUUUUUCUACAUCAUGCGUGUCAAUAUCACUUUACCUUUACGAAGAACGAGAAUUUUUGACAGGGAAAAUUGAUAAACCUGCAAGUAAAAGUUUUCUUGGCACCUCUUCUUCUAACGUGCUGUUCAGCAUGUUAUGUCUUGGAUGCGCUAUAUUGGGAUCUCUAUCAUCAAUUCUUGUCUUCAUUGGAUUAAAGAAGAAUCAAAGAGAAUUUCUUGUUCCUUGGAUAGUAGUGAUGUCUUCAGAUAUAUUCAUCGCAGUUUUCCAUUUCAUUUUCGUCAUGACGUUUGGAAAUUUGAAAUUCGAUCCUUUAACCGGCACACUAUUUACAGUUGAUUUUUUCAUAUUAAGUUUGAAUAUGUACUGUUUAGCUUGUGUCAUUUCUCAAUACCAAGAAUAUAAAGCUGAUCGUAGGCUCGCAAGUAAUCACUAUAAUGCAGGAAACGAUAUUUCAACACUGAAUAGAGAACAAAAAUCGUGCAUCGUGUUACAAGGCUCAACUCCGAGUGCGUUAAAUAAUCAACAAACAAAUAUAGUAGUCAUAAAGGAGUUGCAGAAAAUGGGAAAUCAAAAUGUUGGAUUUAAAUCACCAUUUCAACGAAGGAAACCAAACGAUAGAAAUUUAUUCAGAAAACAAGUUCAGUUUACAGAUGAUAUGAAACGUGAAGGAACAUUUGAAACUAUAAAGAAUUGUGAACAUUCGGAUAUGGGAAACCAGGAUUUUUCAAUUCUCUAAGUUUCAAACCAAAUGUGUUUGAGGAAAUCAACAAUUAAUCCAUGAUAAUUGUCUCUCGGUUUCCAUUCGAAAAGACAUUAAAAAAAGCAGA